AUUCCUCAACUCAAAGCUGCAGAAAUGUUUCCACCACAAUCAGGAAGUAAGCCUGAGCAGUUAAAUACCUUCGGUCCUAUACACACUCUAGAGGUUCCCCCGCUGACCAUGGAUAAGCUGACGACGUUCCUGAACGAGACUCCAGAUUGUUUUGUUUUCGAAUGCGCCUCUUGCGGGAAAACCAGGAAGGACUCUCGCAUCGCGGAUCCGGGCCUCUUGUUUGAAGCGCGAACUUGCGCCAUGGCGCGGAAAAGUUGCGAUCGCGAGGAGGACCCAUGGACCGCGAAUACGCCCGAAUACUUGCCCGGUAGUUUAGUGUUCGUCGAUUACGGAAACACGCCAUGGCCGGCUAUUGUUGAAUACUCGAUGGAUGAACAUUGUGAUUACGGCCUGAAGAAUCCCGGCGAGAAAGUGCCCUACGCCUACUUCGUCACGCUCGUCGGCCUCGACAGCCACGCCUCGUACGGGGGUUGGUACUCGACACAGGCGCUCAGGCCUCUCAAAAGGAUACCGACAGUGAGGUCCGAUCCACACCGAGAGCAGGCCCUGCAAUCUUGCUAUGCGACCCUCGACUUGAGCCUCCGUCAGAGACUUCUCGCUCUAUCAUAUGUUGCUAACAAACUCCGCUUAGCAGGUUUCGUGAUCGAUGGCACCCCGAUCGUGGGGGAUAACGAGGAAGUUGGGUAUUCGAGUGAUUAGGGGAAUCGAGCUCCCGGAUCCUCUGAGUGCAGAAUUAGAAGAGGCAACCUCAUAUACACGCAGCGAACUGGAAUUGUUUUUACACUCAAGUUUUUACUCGGUGCGCAGGAUUGCCUUACCUGGGCGGUACCAAGUAAUCAAUCCAUGCCGAACACGACGGAUCGAUUUAAAAAGAUCCAAUUUUAUUGUUCAUAUCCAGUCAUGCUCGAUUCCAGGAGAGCCGCUCGGAACGGGCGAACAAAUGUUUUCAUAAAUCUGGUGAUUAUAAGUACAUACGAACAUACAAUAUAUAUAUAUAUACAGUAUCGCUCCGAGAUAUCCAGAGGGAGCCGUCCAAAGGAA
This is a messenger RNA of Galendromus occidentalis (western predatory mite), 1041 nucleotides long. RefSeq lists its product as uncharacterized. The record is from RefSeq and is a predicted model, not a curated record. The coding region runs from base 25 to 699 and encodes 224 amino acids. The transcript is spliced from 7 exons. Lineage: Eukaryota; Metazoa; Arthropoda; Arachnida; Mesostigmata; Phytoseiidae.